UCCCGCGGGGACGCGACUCCUCGUUUCCCGCGCAACUCCCUCCCACGAUUUUGCCUUGCCUUCGCCUUUUCCUCCAAAUCCCUAGCGAUGCCGCUGCCGCCGGCGGAGCGCCGCCUCACCGUCGCCGACCUCCUCCGCAUACGCCGCCCCACCACCGGCGCCGCCUCCCUCGUCUCCUCCUCCCCCUCCACCUCGACCGCCCCGCCUCCCCGCAAGAAGCCCAGGCUCCCCGCCGCCGCACUGACCCCGACCCCUCGUAGCACGGCGCCCUUCGCGCCCAUCCCCCACCGCGUCCUCCUCGCCGGCGUGCUCUCGCUCCCCGCGUCCGGCUCCCCCGUCGCGUGCCGCAGCCACUGCCUCUCGCUCUCCGACUCCCCUCCUCCCGCCUCCUCCGCCUCCGUCUGCUGCUACCUCCUCGACUUCGACCCCGACGCCGUCGACCGCGAGAUCCACGUCCUCGCCUGGAACUACCUCCCGUCCCUCCACCACGGCGGCGCCGGCGUGCUCGAGGUGGUCCGCUGGCGCCUGGCGGAGGAGGGCACGCCCGCACCUGGCUCUGGCUUCCUGAAGACGAUUCCGCUCGAUUGCGUCGAUGCGGAGCCUGAUUCGGGCACCCAUGGCCAUGUGUUUGGGGUGGUGAGGUCGGUGAGCGUGGUGUUCAGCGUGCCGCGUGCUGGGCAGAAGAGUAAUGCAGGUGGAGGUGACAAUUCGGUCGGGUUUAUCGCGGAGAUGAUGUGCUGCGCGUGCCGUCGAUGCAGGGUGUUACCUCCAGAAUCUGACCAGGAUCACAAGUUUGAGCUCGAGAAGUUUGUGUACUUUGUGGAUUCCGCAAGCUGGUGGCGGCCGGUGCUGGCGCGGAUGGUCGGGAGGCCUGUGUCUGUCUCGGGGUUGAAGAAAAGGUUGGUUUCCAUUGACAGGAAGGGCUCGUACACCAUGUUGGUGUCGACGAGGAAAACAAUGCUCAGAUGGUGCCCGUCCUAUCCAGCUGUUCUGAAAUUGGAUGGGUCACCAGGUGAUUGCGGCGGUGUGUAUACCGGCGUCGUCACCGGAAUUUACAUGCAACGCAUGUUGAUUGAGCUGGAUAAGAUCGUAUGGUUGCUGAUUGAUGAUCAGCAUCUUGCUCCAUCACAUUCUCUCCGAGUUGGUGCUGUUAUUUCUGUGAAGAAUGGUCGAGCAAUUUGUCUAAAACUUGCUUGGACAAGGACUCUUCUACUUGGAACAUGCAUUAAAACUAGCAUCACUAUAAAUUCUUUCUCCCUGGUGGACUCCAAAUCUUAUAUAAAGGCAGAGGACAAGGGUCUGUUAGGGAAGUUUGUUGACUCUUUUGAGCUGCCUGCUAGAUUUUGGAUGUUAAUUCUGAUACCAUGCUUUAAACAGAAAUUCACCAAGUUAUUUUCUGAGAAAGAGAUUUUGGGCUCUAAAAAUACGCACGGAUUGGUCCACACUUAUGCUUCUAAAGUUCUCUCUUCAAUGGGUUCCAAACCUCAGCAUGAUUUCUUUAUGAAAUUCUCCAAUCAUAACUGCGGCAGUCCUCGAGCUGAAUUAAACUUGGAAACUUUUAAAUUGGUCAUCCCCUUUGCUAAUUUUAUAUGCAAAUGUGAAUCAUUGUGGAUAUUAACAAUGCUCAAAAUUUGGAAUGGCACUGAAGAAAUGGACAAGAACCAGGGGGCCCACCAAUAUCUGUGUGAUGGGAUUUCCUAUCCUGGUACUGCAAAAAAGUUAAUUUCAAGCAGCGAUCUGAGUUCUGUUUUAGUGGGAAGAAUCAAGAGAUCUUCGGUGUCAGGAACACUGCAGUUGGUUGAUGCAACAGGAUGUAUAGAUGUUGUUAUACCAGAUCUGCCACCAAAUGUUUGUAUGGACAGCAUCUACGAGAUAAAUGAUUACAAAGUAGUUCUUGAAGGUCCCAUGGCUUACCUUGAUCCUUAUGAUGUUACUGAUCCAUUGUCCUGCAAGGCUAUUUGUGAACAUCUAUCUUUCCGAAAAAGACUAAAUCACCUCAAGAUCUAUGUUAUAAUCAACUGGAGUGAAUUGAAUCGAAUUGGUCCUUCAUCAAUUCCUUUGCAAAUCAAUGCUUGUGCCAAAAUGUUUCACCUGCUCAAAUUAACACAUAUAUUUCCAGCAAAUAAGACUUUUCAGCAUCAAAACUUGUCAGGGCCCAGCUUGUAUGCUGAGGCUGUGAUACUGCCAUAUGAUUUGAAGUUUACUGAGCUAGAUGAAUGCUCUGAGCAUGCUGAGAGCUUUAGAAUCUCAUGCAUUCCUUCACUUGGUAACUCCAAAGUGUAUACGGCAAAACCGUGUAAUAUUCUAUGCACACUAAGCUUUGGAACUACCAAUCUUUGUGGUUCUCUAGUGUCUAUCUACUCUUGUGGAUCAGUCAGUACUAUUGUAAACGAUACUGUUUGUGGCGAAAGAGAUCACACUUUUAGGAUUUUAUUGGAAUUUAAGGAUGGAAGGUUUAAAUAUCAGUCACUGCGGAUCGGCGGCUACUAUCUUCUUGAAUGUUCCACUGAAAGUAUGAAUUAUUCCAUGAAAGGCUGUGGAUGUUUACAAAUUAGUAAAGUUUCACUAGGUUAUCAGAGUAGAUUUUGGAGUCUUGCUAUUACAUUUAAUGGUACUAUAAAUAUAAAGCAGACCAUUGGGGAUCAAUCUAUUGGAGUUUCUUCAGUGAAGAUGGAUGAGCCAUUUUCCAGAAAAGCUGUCAAUAAUGAGAUAAAGCUAGUGCAUACUUGGAAUGAUUUCCAUCAAUAUUGUGACUUCCAUUUGAAAUUUCACUGUGAUGAAAAGAUGGACGAAUACAACUCUUUUUGCAAUGUAUUCAAUGAAUUGUGCUCUUACUCAAAUGAAGUUCUAAGUAUCUCAUCGUUCAUUAAGACUAGGGUGCCAAAAAUGCCUUCUGGAUCUUCUAACUUGCAAAGGGAUAAACUGGUUCAAGGGGAUUUGAUAUCAUUACAAGGAAAAGUAGAAAAUAUCCAUCCAUAUGGCUGUAAGAAGGAAAAAUUCAUGGUUGGUAAUGAGAAGUCCAGUAUAUGUAUCCAUGUUACUGACGAUAACCAUAGGGUGCGGCUCUUUGGUUACCUAAGUAAAUAUGGUUAUCCUGUUGGAUUAGGACCAGGGGCAUCUGCGACGUUCCACCGUGUCCUUUUGACACACAAGCAUGAGCUAUUCGUCACCCCACUAACAUAUAUUGAAGUGAGCUCCAUCAGUCUUGCUGACCUGAAUGAAGAAUGUGUUGUUACACCACCCAUUUCUGAUUGCUUUAAGGAUGGUUCACUUGGCAGAGUUUCCUCGUGUUUGCUCUUCUUAAGUCAUAAACAUUUAGCAGAAAAUAGAGCCAUUCAAUUCCAAUGCCGGGUUGUAACAAUCCAUGUGUUGGUUUUGGACGGCCUCCAACCCUCAAAAUCAAGAUGUGAAACAAUAAAUGUAAAAGUCAGACUAGCCGGAUUUAUUGUUGAUGAUGGAUCCUCUUUGUGCUGUUGCUGGGCUGAUGAUGCAAGGGCUGAGUUGUUGCUCGGGCUGCAAGAGGUUGCAGUUAUGAAUUCUUCUGUCACUUCGAGGUUUUCAAAAGAUGGAGUAAACAUCCAACAGACUGUUGGUUCUUUUCUAGAAAGUUUGUUAAAGAAGCACAAAAGUAUCAUUGCAAGAAACUGUGGGAUUCCUCCCGACAUCUCUUGUCGUGACUUGGAGUUGUCUUCUGUUCUCAAUAAAGUCUUAAGUUGCUCAGAAGAGAAACUUUUGAAAUCUAUCAUACUGAAUGCUUGUUGGAAGGGAACUUUGAAUGUUAUUGCAUCAGCUUUAAAUGCGAACACGCUAAAUGGAUUUAAUUUAGAGCUUCCUAAUUUACAUCCAGUACGGAACAUGCCGAAUUAUUGGGUUAAUCAAGCCUUUCACAUAGAUCCUUUGGAAGAGGCCCGAAAAAUGUUUGACAAAUUGGAAAGCACCUAAUGUUAUUUGGACCAGAAAAUGCAUCAAGUUCCUUAUUAUUUAUUUUGAAGUAUGUGGGAGCAGUACACUGGUCAGGGUGUACUCAUAUCCCCAGACCAAUACUCUUCGGGUUGGCCAUUUUCCUGACAAGUUAUCUCUGUCGGUCUGGCCAACUCUUGGAGAGCGCCUGGUCCAACUUAUCUAAGGUCUGCUGGGACUGAACAUUUAUUCUCCAGAUGCUUCGAUGCACUGCUGAACGUGUGAGCGGCGUGUUCGCUGCGUUGUGGGUGGCAAGAUGGAAUUAGAAACCAUGUUGGACCGGCUUUUGGUGGCAGUAUAAUAGUAUAUAUAUAGUUUUGUAUAGUAAGUGCAGAAACUAACAAAUCACUAUGCCUUUACGAGGAAUGGCUCUUGUUGUAUAAUGAUGUAUUUACUUGUGCACUUUCGUUAGCCGGGGUUUGCAUCUGUAAUAUUGUAAACCAAGUUCCUCUUUUAGUCUUAUAUGAAAUGAAAUUGGGCGUCAAGGGCUAUAGUUCUUACAAUGUUAAAAACAGACUUCCCUAAUUGAUUAUGAGAAGCUGGGUGGUGAUCCAAACUA
Molecule: messenger RNA, 4519 nt
Organism: Oryza sativa Japonica Group (Japanese rice)
Lineage: Eukaryota; Viridiplantae; Streptophyta; Magnoliopsida; Poales; Poaceae
Product: CST complex subunit CTC1
Biological process (GO): telomere maintenance via telomere lengthening; positive regulation of DNA replication
Cellular component (GO): CST complex
Molecular function (GO): single-stranded DNA binding; telomeric repeat DNA binding
Source: RefSeq, a predicted model, not a curated record